CUUUUCCAAAUUGGGUCUCCGAAUUUCAGCCCAAGACAAGGCUGUACCAACUUUGGAGGUCAAGCUCAUGCACGUCAGCUCCGGGGCUUCCUGCUGUCCAGUUCUCCCCACCCCUGGCCUCCUGCUGCUGCUGUGACGCCAUGGGGAGCCGGAGAUGGCCCGCCGCGGUCUCCACUUCUGCUCCUGCUUCCAGCCUGUCAAGAAGGGCUGGAGGGCGCCGCGGCUGUGCAGACCGGGCCGGGCCCAGCCAGCUUUCCAUCUUCAGCUUGCUGCUCGGGGCUGCUCAAUGCCCUAUUAUUCAUUCCCACUUGACUUGCUCUCCCGUUUCCUGCCUGCCUCGCCUUUCCAAGCCACACCACGCUUGCCAUGCCCUUCGCCCCUACCCCCUGCAGUCAGCACAGGCUCCCAUGGGUUCCCUCCCCAAGAGGCUGGCAGAGCUGUCACCCGUCUCGCCCCUACCCCAACAUUCUCAGGCCCAUCACGCCUUCUUGCUGCUGCUUCCCAAGGUCAAUUCCUCCACCCCUUUCCGCCUCCCCCAUGAUCGUGCUGCCCCUGAGUUCCCUCCCAGGUCCCAUCCCUGCCCCCCUACGGAUUCCCCAUCGGACAUUGUCCAGCGGUCCAUCACCCAAGGGAACUUCUCACGCAUCACGGUGACACUGCUUGAAACCCGCUCUUGCCGCCUCUGCUGCUCACUUCCCACUCAGCCUCCCGGGACUUGGACUCUUCCCCCGCAAGACAACCAUUGUCUAUUUAUUGCAAACCCAACCACCCCACCACCUCCCCGCUCUGGGGCCUCCUUGAAGCAUCAGAACUGUGUUUCAGCUUCUGCUCUCAAAACUGUCCACCCUUUUCUUUUCGCCUCAUCUCCCGCUUCCCCUGCUGUUCCCUCACGUCGGUGUCAUUGGCACCUCUCUGUGUGACGGGUCCUCCGAGUUCUGCCUUUCUCCUGUUUUGGUCCAUUUCUCCCUCUACUGUCCCUUGGAUGUUGUCUCAUGAAAGUCACCACCAGACACUCCAAUUCCACGUAUCCAGUCGGAACUGGGGCCUCCUCUUCCCCCUCCCUCCAGAACACUUCUCCCUCAGGGUUCCCUGUCUCUCUCCUAGCCACGAGCAUCUUCCCAGGCAUCCCGAAGGUAGCAAACGACUGGCUGGUGCCUCCCUUCUACCCACACAUGUGAUUGGUUGCCCCU
Odobenus rosmarus divergens (Pacific walrus) is the source of this 1190-nucleotide messenger RNA. RefSeq lists its product as uncharacterized. NCBI's taxonomy places the organism in Eukaryota, Metazoa, Chordata, Mammalia, Carnivora, Odobenidae. The record is from RefSeq and is a predicted model, not a curated record. Bases 141 to 920 code for a protein of 259 amino acids. The transcript has a single exon.